GUGCCAGUUGGGGAUUGGACACAAGCGACUCCGUUUGGCAUUCUAUUUGUGAACGGCGUGAAGGCAGCAGACAAAUCAAAAGUGCUCGCAUUUUGUAAUUUUGUUCACGUUUCUUUUAAUUAAAACUCAAGUAAGACCGGCAGCAGAGCGGCAUGGAGUUGACUGACAUUCGUCUGCGCAGCAUUGUGCAGUUCGAUCCGAUCAAAAAGUCAUUCGAGCAGAGCCAAAACCUUAAGUACUUCCGGCAGCCAAACGAUUUGGAGUACCCGCUUGAUCUAAACCGGGGCUAUGACGAGUUUACCCAUCGAUGCGGCGUCUUUCCCGACCCAUUCGACCAGGUGCAGCACUACCUAAUGCAUGUGGAUCAAACGAAGCAGGUGCUGCAGCAGACUGACUUCAUUCUCCAUCGGCAUACACUCAGAAUAUUCAUAGAUGCCUCACCUGUGGUGCCCAGGGCCUAUCGCUUUCAGGCCUUUCGUUUUAAGGGCUGCAUUUUUAUAAAGUUACUUGACGAUAUGGAUAAUGAAGCGGUAUUACGGCAUUCCUAUGCCUUCAAGGCACGCCAGUAUCUACUGACAGAGCGUCUGGGGGAGGAUCCCGACACGGACACACCAAUUGAUCAAAGGAUGCAGCAGUAUGGCAUGUUCUCCGCCAAAAUCGGCCAGUUCCGGCUGCUAUACACUGGCGAGGUCACGGGCCUGUCCAACACCGAACCUCUUGGUGAUCUUACCGAUCAACAAGAGUUGGACAAGUGUCGCCAGACUAACAUACGGGUCGUUAGGGAGCAGAUUUCCUGGCGCUCUACCUUUCGUUACGACGUUUGGGUUAGACAGGCCUAUUUGAGCGGCGUCCAUCAACUGGUUGUGGCCAGCUUCGAUGACCACGGACAGGUGGUGCGGCCAAUCGAAGUGGAAUCUAUGGAAACCCUGCUUAAGCAGAGCGAUAGACUAAACAUCGGGAACCGCGUCCAGCGUAUACACCAGUUCCUGGAGAUGAUCAGUCAGAAGCUGGAGGAUCUCGACAAUCCGGCUGUGAGCGUUAGGUUCCAACUUAUCGGCGAGAACCUGGUCUUCGAGGAGGCCCUCGACACCGAGUUUAUUGAUUAUGUAAAUCAACUAUAGACGUUGCUCGGUAUACAUACUAAACCAAACUAUAUCAAGCCAUAAAUUUACAUGGUAUCAGCGACGCCAUAACUUCCUUCGACAACAUAAUAUAAUGUCCUUGCAUAUGAGUACAAAGGAUGUGAUUAAAAUUUAAAACCAUGAAGAACCAUAAGUAUAGCUCUGAAGGGCAAAGCUAAUAUUAUGUUUAUUUCAAUAAAUGUAUGUACUAUAUCCCCAUAAAA
Messenger RNA from Drosophila kikkawai, 1345 nucleotides. Its product is annotated as decapping and exoribonuclease protein Rai1-like. Gene Ontology annotation, cellular component: cytosol; nucleus. Gene Ontology annotation, biological process: nuclear-transcribed mRNA catabolic process; NAD-cap decapping. NCBI's taxonomy places the organism in Eukaryota, Metazoa, Arthropoda, Insecta, Diptera, Drosophilidae. The record is from RefSeq and is a predicted model, not a curated record.